CCACAGCGUAGUUGCGGCAAGAUAAUUUUGAUACAUAGCAAAAUUCAUGCUUCCCUAGAAGUGGAAGUGCUAUAGGCAAACUGAUCGAUUAUGAUUCCCAGUCCAACGCAGCAUCCCGGACCGGCUGCGUAUGGAACCCGCCGGGGGGCGUUCAUGUUUACCCAGGGGCACCAGCUUGGGAAGCCGCACUUGUCGCCCGGCGUCGAUGAGGAAGAUUUGGCUGCCGCUGUUCCCGAUCGCACAACGGGUACUUCGAGCACCCGGGAAGAUCUGGGACGUGGCCUAGCUGGAGGAGAGAUCGAAGACGAUAAAAUCUUGAAGAUUUACCGACCUCGACCUGGCGCCACCGACACGCAAGGUGGAGAACAACAUGCAGAGUCGGUGCUGAUGACGCCGAAGAAGAGUUAUUCACCUUCGGACGCAAACUGCACCAUAGCUGCAGUGGAAAAAGACGACUCGAGAGACUUCGCCCCCAUACCAGCUAGUGCCACGACUGCGUCGGUACUGUUGCAAAGCAAGUUGAAGAGCUCAGAAGAAUUGUGCGAGCGCGCCCGGGCAGCGAUUCAAGCAUCCCGACAGCACCUGCAGCGCCUCAGCACCCAACAGUACCCCGGUACGCCCACCGGACGGAAGCCGCACAGUUACACGACCCCCAGCAGCCGCAGCGCGUCUCCGAAAAAGCAGAAGUCCGCGGUCGGCGGAGAAUUGGAUAAAAAGGAACAACCCAUUGAAACCGAAGCGGGAGAAGUUGAAGUUCUAGACGGAGAUGGUGGGAGCUCGAAACGUGAGGUCGUGUACGGUGGAAACACAGAGGGAGAUGAAAACGCAGGCAGACCGAUACCGAUGGAGCGGGGACAAGUCCUAUCUUCAGAAACCGAAAAUGCAAGCGCAGCAGCUCGCGGCCCUGAACCUGAUACGGUCGUUGACCAGGCUGCGUUUUGUUCGCAAGUGAGCCGGUCUGUCAGUUCCACAAGUAUAGGCUAUCGGAAGAAGCGAGACCAAGCACCAGGAGGCGCAGUGGCAGCAACCUCGUCACGAGCCCAGAGGACGACCAGCAAGGGAUUCACUCUUUUCUACCCCCCGUCACGAACGCUUUCUCGUCAGGCUCACGGCUCAACCAGCAGGCCGAUUUCUUCCGCACGCAUUGCAGGUCCGCGGCCAUCGAGUGGUGCACUAGCAAUUAACAGACCAAGGACCGCAAUCACUACCAAUGUGUCGCACCAGGUCGUGGACUUCCGAUCUCCGCUACUGAAAAAGAUCGACAAGCCGGUGCGUAUUCCCGUCGACGCGGCUGGUUUUGGGGACACGAGCAUAAAAGUGCCGCCCUUCGUUCCGAGUCGAGCGGCUUCCGCACAGGUGCGCCCGCCAUCGCAAAACGGAUGGGUCGUGCCACAGAUCGCCGCCUCACCAGCCGUGCACAUUCCGCCGCAGUUCGCAUGGCCACAAACAGAAGCAGCCGCAGCGCAGAGGACGAUUAACACGACGAACGCGUGGUCUAAUGCUUACUCACGUGACGCGACUGGUCAAAGUAGUACGUCUUUGCUGCGCCAACAAGAUGAACAUGUUGAACUUGUUCCGGCGUCCAGUGGAAAAACUUCCGAAAUUGGUGAUGCUGAAGCUGCAGACUCGUCCUGUCGACAAAGUAAGAAUGCAAACGGCCCGCUUGAUGGUGCUGGACGCGAUCGAAAGCAAGAAUCGCAACACUACCGCAGGCCACAGAGCCCAACGACCUGCAGUCAUGGCGGCAGCAAGAGCAGCCUCGCACGAAAAAGUGAGUUUCCGCUCCUGCGGUUUGCCUCUCCUCCUCUGAAGCGUUCUUUCGAUCGCACGGUAGCAACCCUGCAAAGACGAGCGAGCUUAAAGGACCUGCAAGAUGCCAUCCGUACAAACAGCACGAGAGGCACGUCAGUGCUUUCCAAGGCAGCUUUGCACGGUGCGGGUAGUAGUACUGCGCGCGCUUGCACAAAGGAGGUUUCUACUUCCAGUAGUGGCUCCUCGCGUCUCUUCCAGCACACCAGUAAAAAUGCCAGUUCCAACCAUCCUUGGACAACGUUAUCGCCGCGACCCCUGCGUGCUCCGUUUUCAACGCUGAAAAUCCAGGCUCCGAUGAGUGCCUCGGCUGUCUUUUCCGCUGCUGCCAGUGGGGCAUCUUCAAAGGGUUCGUCGGGAGACACCGGUGCCGGCGCUCCUGCCGCUUCGGGUACUAUCCUUCUCACCACCACCUCGACCACGGCGUCCAGUGCCAGUGCUGGUACAACGACUCGUCCCAAGGGCCGGCCCGCCGACAAGAUGAAACCUGUAGACAAAAACCACGGUGAGUCACCGUCCGCUACAUCGAACCCGCAUGAUCCUUUCGUAGCACACCGCACUGGAAAACCGCAACCGCAAACCAAAGUGGUCGUGGCUGAGAUGAAACCUGCAAGUGUUAAACAAGUUGCGCACCAGCAACCCGCAGCCUCCUCUUCGUCGCGUUUCAAUACGAAGAACCACGUCUCGCCCAUCUCGACCAAUCAAGCACCCUCGCGCGGGUCUGUUGUGACGACGAUGCUGUAUCCAGAGCACACGAAUUCUACUUCUAGCGGCGCACAGGAGGAGACAGGAGCAUUGCGCGCGAAGCCAGUACAGGCUCCGCAGGUCGCCGCGGGUCUCGGUGUAGUUCUUGCCGUCGACCACGCAGAUCCAAAUGGCGUGAGUGGGAAGGAUGGGACACAGACGGUUGGAGACGAUCCGCGUGUAGAGCAGUUCCUCGACAGCCUUCAACUAGACUCCCUGGACCUUCCGCCGGAGAAAAUCGCGGCCCUGACAGCGCGCUCACGAAAAGCGUUUCAGAAUGACGUCGCCGCACAGCGGGUGAGUAAUCAAGGCGUCUUGAUGAAGCGAUCCAAAAGCGAAGUCACUAAGCAAGUCGGUAGUACUUCUAACCGUGCGUCCGCUACGGGCGAGACUACUUGCAAUCGCAACAGAGGAGCAAAGACUAAACCGAAAGCGAGAGUGCGAGUGCCAAUCUCGGCGGGCACCGUACCGGCUCAGCCCCAGCCGCCGAAGCAGAUCGCACAGAAAAAUAGAGCUGCCACCACCACACAGACUAGUCCCCGUGGACCCGCUGUGCGCGCCGCCGACGCGGCCCUGCCGCAUCGAAAACCGCGAGUCCCGACGACUCGCACGGUGUAUGGAUUGCAAAAGUGUCUGGGUCUGGAAGAAUGCAUGUUUGUCAUGCUUGUCUGGCAUGACUCUUGAAUCUGUCACGCACGUUGCCCAAGCGCUCCACUUUUCUGUCAUGCAGAAACGCAGUUUGUCAUGCAGAAUAGGCAACACCUAGAAGCUCGGAAACUUGUCAUGAUGGGCCAGCACUUGUGGCCUCAUCAUGAUACGCCACCCAGCAUCACAAGUUUCCAGACCCAGACACUUUUACAUUUGAUACGGUGUCUCUCGGGACAACUGCGAACCCCGAGCUCGGGCAGGAACCGCGCAUACCCCGCAAAGGGAACAGCAGAAGCAAGACAGAAGAAAAAUCUGAUGAUCGCGCCGUCGUUGUGACUUCGCAAUCGCAUCAAGACUCAGUGUCGAAGAGAUCUGUUGUAGCAGCGACGACUGGAGGUUCCAAGACAGCGAGAGAAGAUGGCAGCUCCGGUACGAACAAAGUGGAAGUUUCACGCAACGCGGAUUCAGCAGAUCUGAUGCUCCAGGAGCGCGAGGCUGUCAUGAUCGAACAGCAACAGCCGUGGCAGUCCUCUGGUACUGGUGCAGGAGGUGCGCGGAGUCCUGCUCACACCCGUCUUAACAAGCAAGCCGCGAGUACCAUACAGGACUUGAAGCAAAGUGUUCUGGCAACGCUCCGCCAUACGACCAAUCCGCAGGGAGAAGACUUAAACUUCCUCUCCGAAACGCUAGAAAAAGCAAUUGCUGUUGUCGAAGCGCAGAAGCCCAAGGGAAGUAAUUGCAGCGACCUCGUGGAACUGCUUGCAAAGCGUGCCUGCAACUUCACCCACAAGGAGAACUGGAGCGACAACGCCGCUUCGCCAUCUUCAUCGUCCGCGGCAACAUGUCCAGAGGGAGGGUUGACAUCGGCACAACUGCAACCCGUAACGUUGUGCCGGAAAACCAUGCGCAUAUUUGUGCACUGCAUUUACCACAUUUCCUCGGAGGUACUUGUUGGCUUGUACGGCUUGACUACGCGGUUUGUUUGUCCACGUUACGUCUGUCUGCUAUGCUGUAGGUUUUUUGGUUGCUUAUGUUUUGACUCUCCUAUCCGUCUUUUCGCAGGUGCUCCGCUCGAGUAUAUUCGAGGCAGUCAUAUCCAUGGUGGAGAAUUGCAGCGUGCGCGGGGACCCACUUGUUGAUCAGCAAGCCAUGCUGGUUUUUGCAAAUGGCCUCAAGGCCGGGAGAAUAAGGAUCGGCUUGUUUUCUCGUGCGGUAUAAUUGGGAUUUAGCAUUUUUCUUUUCUCAUUUUUACUUUUUACCAUCAUUGACGGAAAAUUCUAUGGACAGCUGCAGACGCAAUGAAUUUUUUCAAUUUUCCAUUUAUUAGGGUCAUCGUCAUACUCGUAACUUCGUAUCACUUGCAACAGAAAAUCAACUCCUGCACGACCAGGUGCGCUUGGCAGUGCAACGAGUUGGCCCCUGUAGAGAAGUGUGCUUUUUCCUCACUGAAGCGGCAACGAGGUAUGGAAAAGAGUAUGGGCAGAUCUGUUUACGGUUGGGGUGCUUCCGACUAUUGCAGCAAGUCCCCGAAGAAUACCACGCUGAGCGGGACGUCGCAAGGGAUGCAAUUACAGUCGCAGUGCAGGACAGUGUGAAUGUCAAUGCCGUCCUCUUUCCAAAUGCUGAUCAAUGAUUCAUGUUGCUCCCAACCCCAUGAUUUCAUUUUCAUUGCGCGCACCACAGUGCUUGCAAGAGCACGAAAAGUUU
Molecule: messenger RNA, 4908 nt
Organism: Amoebophrya sp. A120
Lineage: Eukaryota; Dinophyceae; Syndiniales; Amoebophryaceae
Source: the annotation of a GenBank genome assembly